AAGUCUUUAUUAUAUAUGUAUUUUUUAGAGAACGCCCUGAAAAUUGAAAAUUAAAGGCGUUCGAGAAACACACGACAAGAAAACGAAAGGCUCGAGUUCUGCAGAUGUGCUCUGAAAAGCCGUUGGUAUCUCAUCACAGUUACCCUCUUCUACUACUACUACUGGUUUUCAUCAGGCUGCCGAAUAGCAUUUGAAAAGGAGCGAAAGGGGCAACUCAACACCGCCACCGUCGGUCACUGAAACUUUCCAUUUGUGGUUUCUCUCUCUUAUUUGUCUACACUCUUUCUAGGCAAAAAUGGGGAGCGACGGAAAUUUGAAGACGUGGGUAUCUGACAAUUUAAUGUCAUUGUUGGGAUAUUCUCAGUCCACUCUCGUUCAGUAUGUCAUUGGGUUUUCUAAAAAAGCAAAUUCACCGGCAGAUGUGUGGAGCAAGCUUGUAGAGUCUGGAUUACCUUCAUCUAGCGAAACACGUGCUUUUGCUGAAGAAAUCUACAACAGGGUGCCCCAUAAAGCAUCUGGAUUAAGUGUUUAUCAAGCACAGGAGAAAGAAGCGGCAAUGAUUGCGAGGAAGACGUAUGCUCUACUGGAUGCAGAUGACGAAGAUGAUGAUGACAAUCGUGGUGCUGCUAGUGGAGUUGUUUCUGUUGAUUCUGCUAAUGAAAGAGGAGCAACAUUCCGUAACAAAAGGUUUAGGAAGAAGGCUGAUGUUCAAGAUGACGAUGACGAUGCUGAGGACAUAGCACAGAGGGAAAAUCAGAGACUAGUUAAAAGACGAGCAAACUCAGAUGAAGACGAUGAUUCCGAGUCAGAAGAAAUGUUACGUGAUCAGAAAGAGAGAGAGAAACUAGAGAGAAAUCUAAAAGAACGAGAUGCAGCAGCCACCCGCAAGCUAACGGAGCCAAAGUUAUCAAAAAAGGAUGAAGAGGAGGCUAUUCGAAGGUCUAAUGCUUUGGAGGAAGAUGAUCUUGAUACUUUAAGAAAAUUUUCAAGACAAGAAUAUUUGAAGAAAAGAGAACAAAAGAAACUAGAGGAAAUCAGAGAUUAUAUAGAAGAUGAGCAGUAUCUAUUUGACAAUGUGAAGGUGACUGAAGUAGAAAGUCGUGAAUUUAGGUAUAAGAAGGAAAUAUAUGAGCUUGUGAAGAAGCAGUCAGAGACAAUUGAUGAUAUAAACGAGUACAGGAUGCCAGAUGCCUAUGAUGAUCAGGAUGGUGGCGUUAACCAGGAAAAAAGAUUUUCUGUUGCUGUGCAACGCUAUAGAGACCCAACUGCUGGGGACAAAAUGAACCCUUUUGCAGAACAGGAAGCCUGGGAAGAACAUCAAAUUGGCAAGGCAACAUUGAAAUUUGGUUCAAAAAACAAAAAACAAACGACUGAUGACUAUCAGUUUGUGUUUGAGGACCAGAUUGAUUUUAUCAAGGCCUCAGUGAUGGAUGGCGAUGAGUUUACUGUUGAACAUGAUGAUUUACAUGAGAAGUCAAUGGCACAAUCAGCCUUCGAGAAGCUGCAGGAGGAGAGGAAAACUUUGCCCAUGUAUCAAUAUCAUGAUCAGUUGCUCCAAGCUAUUAAUGAUCAUCAGGUUCUAGUCAUUGUUGGUGAAACCGGCUCAGGAAAGACCACACAAAUACCUCAAUAUCUUCAUGAAGCUGGAUACACAAAACGUGGAAAGGUUGGAUGUACACAGCCACGACGAGUUGCUGCUAUGAGUGUUGCUGCCAGGGUUGCUCAAGAAAUGGGUGUUAAACUUGGACAUGAGGUUGGUUAUUCCAUUCGUUUUGAAGAUUGCACAUCUGACAAGACAGUUCUAAAAUAUAUGACAGAUGGAAUGCUGUUGAGGGAAUUUCUUGGAGAACCAGAUCUGGCAAGCUACAGCGUGGUGAUGGUGGAUGAGGCCCAUGAAAGGACACUCUCAACUGAUAUUCUUUUUGGUUUAGUAAAAGAUAUUGCUCGUUUCAGACCAGAUUUAAAGCUACUCAUUUCAAGUGCGACCCUGGAUGCAGAGAAGUUCAGUGAUUAUUUUGAUUCUGCUCCAAUUUUUAAAAUUCCAGGUAGAAGGUAUCCUGUAGAGAUCCAUUAUACAAAAGCACCAGAAGCUGAUUACUUAGAUGCUGCAAUAGUGACUGCACUUCAAAUCCAUGUGACGCAAUCACCGGGGGAUAUAUUGGUGUUUCUUACGGGUCAAGAAGAAAUUGAGACAGCAGAAGAAAUUAUGAAGCAUAGAAUACGGGGUCUUGGUACAAAGAUUGCUGAGUUGAUCAUCUGCCCCAUAUAUGCCAACCUACCAACAGAGCUACAAUCUAAAAUAUUCGAACCAACACCUGAAGGGGCAAGGAAGGUUGUCCUUGCCACAAAUAUAGCUGAGACAUCAUUAACAAUUGAUGGGAUUAAAUAUGUCAUUGACCCAGGUUUUUGCAAGAUGAAGUCUUACAAUCCGAGGACUGGAAUGGAAUCGUUGCUAAUCAGUCCAAUAUCCAAGGCAUCAGCAAAUCAGAGGGCAGGUCGAUCUGGUCGAACAGGCCCAGGAAAGUGCUUCCGAUUAUAUACUGCUUACAACUAUUAUAAUGAUUUAGAUGACAAUACUGUACCAGAAAUUCAACGAACUAAUCUUGCAAAUGUUGUGCUAAUGCUCAAGAGUCUUGGUAUUCAUGACCUGUUACAUUUUGAUUUCAUGGAUCCACCACCUUCUGAAGCACUACUAAAAGCAUUAGAACUGCUUUUUGCCUUGAGUGCUUUAAACAAAGUGGGUGAGCUGACUAAAGUGGGCAGACGGAUGGCAGAAUUUCCUCUUGAUCCCAUGCUGUCAAAAGCAAUUGUUGCUUCAGAGAAGUACAAGUGCUCAGACGAUAUUAUUUCCAUUGCUGCCAUGCUUUCUAUUGGCAAUUCAAUAUUUUACAGACCAAAAGACAAACAAGUCCAUGCUGACAAUGCACGUUUGAAUUUUCAUACUGGGAAUGUUGGAGAUCACCUUGCACUGCUUAAGGUUUACAGUUCGUGGAAAGAAACAAAUUACUCAACGCAAUGGUGUUAUGAAAAUUACAUACAGGUUAGGAGUAUGAAACGUGCAAGAGAUAUUAGAGAUCAACUUGAGGGACUUCUGGAGAGAGUAGAGAUUGAGCUAGUCUCAAAUCCCAAUGAUUUAGAAGCUAUAAAGAAAUCAAUUACAUCUGGUUACUUCCCUCAUUCUGCGAAGCUGCAAAAGAAUGGUUCUUAUCGAACAGUCAAGCAUCCACAAACAGUCCAUAUACACCCCAGCUCAGGGCUUGCCCAGGUGCUUCCAAGGUGGGUUGUAUACCAUGAGUUGGUGCUUACAAGCAAAGAAUAUAUGAGACAGGUUACGGAACUAAAGCCAGAGUGGUUGGUUGAAAUAGCCCCACAUUACUACCAGCUUAAGGAUGUUGAAGACUCGAGUACAAAGAAGAUGCCUCGUGGAGAAGGUCGUGCAUCAUAGGACCAAAAUUCAGGUCACGACUCAGGAACAAGAUUGAACAUAUAGCAAAAAUGACAAUUUUGCUUACACCCGUGUUAUUUUAGUCCUUAUGCUGACUUCUAUCACCACUUGGCAGUAAACACAGAGAAUAUGCACUGAGGCUGUAUACGGUAAAGGCGGUGAAAGCGAUCACAUUGUAUGUACAGCUAGUGGCCGGGAAUGGUUGGGGAUAAAGUUAAUCAAAAAGGUAUAGAAAGUGUACUAUUGUACAUACAAUUUUGUAUAACAGACUAAUUACAAUUUUUGUACAUGCAUCAUCAUAGAGUAACCAUCAUUGUAGGUGCCCCUGUACCGUUCUCUGGCUCCUUUCCCUUUUAUUUAAUUUAACUAAAUUUUGGAUGAUGUAUUACUUAGUUAUGGAAAUUCACUUUGUUUAGUAUGGAAUUUAGUUACUUGAAUCGUAAUAUUGUCUUUUGAACCCAAUUUCAAUACAGGAUUUCAUUUGCUGCGCUAAGUAGCAACUGAUUAGUUUAUUAA
This is a messenger RNA of Cannabis sativa, 3961 nucleotides long. Its product is annotated as pre-mRNA-splicing factor ATP-dependent RNA helicase DEAH1. Gene Ontology annotation, molecular function: RNA binding; ATP hydrolysis activity. The transcript has 29 exons. The record is from RefSeq and is a predicted model, not a curated record. The coding region runs from base 296 to 3445 and encodes 1049 amino acids. NCBI's taxonomy places the organism in Eukaryota, Viridiplantae, Streptophyta, Magnoliopsida, Rosales, Cannabaceae. Gene Ontology annotation, cellular component: catalytic step 2 spliceosome; intracellular anatomical structure.